AUGCAUCUUCGAUCUGUUUUGGAAGUUCUUCGAAAGGAGACUUUGUAUGCUAACCUUAAGAAGUGUACAUUUUGUUCUGACAAAGUGAUUUUCUUAGGUUUUGUGGUCAGCUCGGAAGGCCUUGAGGUAGAUAGUGAAAAGAUUAAGGCGAUUCAGGAAUGGCCGAGACCGACGAGUAUAAGCCAAGUGAGAAGCUUCCAUGGCUUGGCAAGCUUUUAUAGGUGUUUUGUACCCAAUUUCAGUACGUUGGCUGCACCCUUGACAAGUACCAUCGAGAAGAAUUUGACCUUCCAUUGGGGCGAAGAGCAAGAAAAUUCCUUUAAUAUUAUUAAAGAUUGUCCUACUAAAGCUCCAUUGUUAGCCUUACUCGAUUUUUCUAAAACAUUUGAGAUUGAGUGUGAUGCCUCAGAUUUAUACGCUACUGAUGAUGAUUUUGGAGAAAUAUUUGUUUCAUGUGAAAAUGUGGCUGUUGAUAAGUUUUAUAGAUGCGAUGAUUCCGAUUUGAGGGCAAAUCGCUUUGAAGAGUGGGAAGAUGAUACGGCCAUGCCCCAAGUCACACCUAGCUCGAACAAGGAACCUUUGGAGCUGCCCCAAGGUCCUAUCACCCGAUCACGAGCCAAGCAUUUCAAACAGGUUGUUUCGGCUUUAGUGGAUAAAGUUUAG
This is a messenger RNA of Gossypium raimondii (Peruvian cotton), 663 nucleotides long. RefSeq lists its product as uncharacterized. The record is from RefSeq and is a predicted model, not a curated record. The transcript is spliced from 3 exons. The coding region runs from base 1 to 663 and encodes 220 amino acids. NCBI's taxonomy places the organism in Eukaryota, Viridiplantae, Streptophyta, Magnoliopsida, Malvales, Malvaceae.